Messenger RNA from Trichoderma virens Gv29-8, 1428 nucleotides. RefSeq lists its product as uncharacterized. The transcript has 2 exons. The record is from RefSeq and is a predicted model, not a curated record. Bases 1 to 1428 code for a protein of 475 amino acids. Lineage: Eukaryota; Fungi; Ascomycota; Sordariomycetes; Hypocreales; Hypocreaceae. Gene Ontology annotation, cellular component: glutamyl-tRNA(Gln) amidotransferase complex; mitochondrion. Gene Ontology annotation, molecular function: glutaminyl-tRNA synthase (glutamine-hydrolyzing) activity. Gene Ontology annotation, biological process: glutaminyl-tRNAGln biosynthesis via transamidation; mitochondrial translation.
AUGACGGCGGCUGUUGUUCGCCGUAGCGCUCUGGCAAAGACAAAAUGGCAUCUGAAUUCUUAUAGAUCCGAUGCGAAACCUUUCCGAUUGGCCGUCAAGGAUAACAUUGCCACGGAAGAGUUCCCGACGCAAUGCGCCUCAGGCGUCCUAGGUCAGCAUGCCUCUCCCUUUGAAGCCACCAUUGUUCGCCAACUUCGGGCACGUGGAGCUUCUGUCGUUGGGAAAACAAACAUGGACGAAUUCGGAAUGGGAUCACACUCUGUACAUUCUAUCCAUGGGCCGGUCCGAAAUCCCCUUGCACCAGCUGGCGAGGAGGUGACGGCGGGAGGAAGCUCUGGAGGCAGUGCGGUUGCAGUUGCUAUCAAUGAUGCGGAUAUUGCGCUCGGCACAGAUACGGGUGGCUCAGUUAGACUGCCGGCGGCAUACACUGGUAUUGUUGGCUACAAGCCAAGCUACGGCAUGCUCUCGAGAUUUGGCGUUGUUCCAUACGCAAAUUCAUUAGACACCGUGGGCUUGCUUGCACGAGAUGUCGAGUCUAUCCGACAGCUGGUAUUCGACACUGCGCUAUAUGAAGAACAUGAUUCCAGCGAUCCCACAUCAUUGAGUGUCGAGACUCGUCAGCGCUGUUCAAAAGCUGUGCCGCCAACCCUGCCGAAGCUAUCUCAGCUCACCAUUGGCAUACCUGUCGAAUACAACAUCGACGAGCUGGACCCUGCUAUACGUGAAGCUUGGUCUGCUACUGCUUCAGCAUUAGAAGCACAGGGCGCUCGUAUAGUUCCUGUUUCCCUUCCUUCAACAAAGGAAGCCCUUUGCGCAUACUACAUUCUCGCCCCGGCCGAGGCUUCGUCCAACCUAGCAAAAUAUGAUGGAGUACGAUACGGCAUCCGUGGCCCUGAAGCAGAUGCCGCUGGUGAAACUCUCUACUCUGAAGCUCGCGGUGCUGGCUUCGGCGCGGAAGUCAAACGCCGAAUUCUUCUGGGAACCUAUAGUCUCAGCUCUGAAGCCAUGGAUAACUACUUUAUCCAAGCUCAAAAGAUACGUCGGCUCAUCCAACAGGACUUUGACAGAGUGUUCAGAUUGGAUAAUCCGCUUUACGAACCUAGACAGUUUGACCUGAGCGAAAUGUCUGCCGAUACCGCCCUGGAGGAUAAGCAAGGCCCUGUUCAAGUAGAUUUCCUGCUGUCACCAACUGCGCCAACUUAUCCACCAAAGUUGAGCGACAUUAUGAAACGGAGCAGCAUUGACGCGUAUAUGAAUGACGUACUUACUGUUCCGGCCAGCCUUGCCGGUCUACCUGCCGUCAGUGUUCCGGUAAAGAUCGAGCAGAGUCACCAAUUCCCCGCUGGACUUCAGUUGAUUGCUCAGUAUUGGGAUGAUAGGAGACUACUGGCGUUGGCAGACAAGGUGAUGAAGUUGAUGGCGGUGUGA